This is a messenger RNA of Onychostoma macrolepis, 2816 nucleotides long. RefSeq names its product N-terminal EF-hand calcium binding protein 2 (gene necab2). Gene Ontology annotation, cellular component: cytoplasm. The transcript is spliced from 13 exons. Gene Ontology annotation, molecular function: calcium ion binding. Bases 55 to 1341 code for a protein of 428 amino acids. Gene Ontology annotation, biological process: regulation of amyloid precursor protein biosynthetic process. The record is from RefSeq and is a predicted model, not a curated record. Lineage: Eukaryota; Metazoa; Chordata; Actinopteri; Cypriniformes; Cyprinidae.
GAGGAGGAGGGAUCGCCCCCAUAGCGCGCAGCAUGAACGCUCCGCGGCAAAAGGAUGUGUGAACAAGCAGCGCGCUACUGCAGGGACGGCGUCCACAAACUGCUCCACAAAGAACAAGCCAAACUCCGGGCACAGGACAGCAAAGACCAGCCCAAACCCGGGGCUCAGGACAGCGAGACAGCGACGGCUGCACAGUCCGGAAACAGCGGCACUCAGCCCGGUGGUAUAGACGGGCUUGUCCGCUGGAUAGUCACCAAGAUGAGCGACAAUAAAAGCAUCUCUACUCGGGAAUAUGUGAAAGAGGAGGCGGCGGUGGCUCAGGAGCAGUUCUUUGCGCCGGAGCCCCGAAAGGGCAUCUCUGUCAUUUUGGAUAUUUUCCGGAGAGCUGAUAAGGAUGAUGAUGGAAAGCUCUCCCUUGAUGAGUUCCAGGCUUUCUUCUCUGAUGGGACUCUGAAUGAAGAGGAGCUGGAAAAACUGUUUCACACCAUUGACUCUGAUAACACCAGUAAUGUUGACACCAAGGAACUAUGUGACUACUUUGCCAACCACAUGGGGGACUAUGAAGGUGUUCUGGCCUCCCUAGAGACACUCAACCUGGCCAUUCUCAAAGCCAUGGAUUUCACCAAAAAGGUAUAUGAACGUGGAACUAAUGUUGAGCAGUUUGUGACCCGCUUCCUGUUGAAGGAAUCAGCCAAUCAGAUCCAGUCUCUGCUGAACUCUGUAGAGAGUGCUGUGGAUGCCAUUGACGAGCAGCAUUCAUCAGUGGGAUCCUACCCCAGUAAGACCAGCCCACGCGUCCCAGAUAGGCGCUACGAGGCCCCGGUGCCAGAUUAUCCUCCCAACAACAGAGUCAGUUCAAAGGAUAGCAUGAGGAACAUCAACACAGGUGCAGGAGCUGUGGAGGUGAGAAAAGAAGGACUUGAGGCACAGAUCAACCGACUGGCUGAGCUGAUUGGGCGUCUGGAGAAUAAGACAGUUUGGUUUGACCUACAUCAGCGACUAACAGACACUGAUGGCACAACUAGCGCAUCUCUCUACCUGAUCCGCCAGGAGAUGAAAGUUUCCCAGAAGCAGCUGGGAGACUUCUGCGAGGCCCUGAAACAAUAUCUGAAGAAUGUGUCUGCACAGAGAGACUGUUUCCAUGUGACGGCUGUGCGGUUGCCUGACGGUCUUUCCUUUGUGGUGUAUGAGUUCUGGGACGGAGAGGAGGAAUGGAAGAGGCACCUUCAGACUGCAGCUUGCAAGGCUUUCCAGCAUGUGAAAGUGGAUACUCUGUGCCAGCCCGAGGCUGUGUCCGCUGUCGCUGUGCCUGCCGCCUGGUGCAGCUUGAACAGAGACUGAGAAGCGAGCUGGUCUGCGGGUGGAACAUUCCCGCCUUAUGCCUGAAAACCUUCUCUUCUUCUCCUCUUCCUCCCUCCCUACCCCUCUGUCACAGUCCCUGCUAUCUUAACUACCCCCCCUUUUUCUCUGCGCUCUCCCCACUCUGUCUCCUCCUCUUUUGUAAUUACUUGUUUACACAGUAUCCAUUUGAUAUUGAGCCAAAUGUAGUGUCGGCUACAGAUGCCAGACACAGUACCGUUUCCCUCUUCACCCUCCACUGCAACAUACAGAAACGACAUUAAAACUCCCCAGAACAUUUGGGAACCUCACCUGGUUGAUUCACAUUCGCAUUUGAAAUAUCAACUUACAUAAACAGUCUCUUCUAACUAAAUGAGGCUGAUUAAUAUUUCAUCCCAAUUCAAACAUGAAUCCGCUGCUUUGCAAACAGUUCCCUGUGGUACAACUUCUGAGAAGACAAAAACUGUGCAGCAAAGUAUUUCUACAGCCGUCCAUGGACAAUAGCAUUUCUGUAAUGGUCGUUUGAUACUAGCUAUAGGUUGGUGUUAUAAGUGCUUUGAAUUGUAUCUUCAUGACACAUUUGUGUAACACACUGAGCCACGUAGAGAGACUGGUACUUUUGUCAAAACAUGAGCAUGAUGCAUUCUGCCAUUCAAAGGGCCUACAUUUACAACACACCAAAUAAACAUCUGGUCCAAAAGCACAAUGUACCUGAAGUAUAGAUGAAAUGCUUAUGUAAAUGAGAUUCGCUGAUAGAGAGGAGAGAAUAUCCUGAGUAAUAACAUAAUUAAAUUGAAUAUUUUAUGUUGAUCAUUUUUGAAAGAUAAUAUAGGGAUCUAGAAAGAGUGUGUAGAUUUAGAGAGUGGCAUUAAAUUAUUAUUCCAUCAGUUUUAUUGCUUCUCUAUAAUUGAACAUUUGGCAUCAAACUAUGUCAUUUCUCAGGACAAGCAAAAAGGAUUUUUCAAAGUAGGUCAGACUUUCACAUCUCACAUUUGUUGAUCGAUAAUUCAAAGGCUGUUGUAUUUGUGUGAAUUUCUGGUUGGCUCAAUGUGUAAACAACUCAAAACCGACACGGCCCAAACUGCAGCAUUCCUUUCCGUUUGCUUUCCCACCAAUCCUGCCUUCUGUUUGGUUUGUUUAUCCCUCACAGUGAGUGCAUGUUACAAAUGAAUGUCAAGUAAAUUAUUUGCCGUAGAAUUUAGCUAUGCUACUUUAAAUGGAUUUUGUGCAUUUCUUAUUUUCUUUUAUAUUACUCCAGGAACGGAAAAAAAAACAAAACUCUAUAUAUACGAAAUGAAUAAACCUUACUAUAUGAGCAGUCACUUUUAAUGGCAUUGUUUGAUGAAAUACUACUUCUUAUACCCAUGUAUGUUUCCGUAUACUGGCUUUCUCUCUUAUAAGUGAGUGUAGAGAUUUAUUGCAGGGAUGCAAAGUAUUAUAUUCGUCUGAAAUUUGUUAAAAUUCUAGAUUAUGUAGAG